AUGGACCUCAAGGAGAGCCCCAGCGAAGGCAGCCUGCAACCCUCCAGCAUCCAGAUCUUUGCCAACACUUCCACUCUCCAUGGCAUCCGCCACAUCUUCGUGUAUGGGCCACUGACCAUCCGGCGUGUGCUCUGGGCUGUGGCCUUCGUGGGUUCCCUGGGCCUGCUACUGGUGGAGAGCUCCGAGAGAGUGUCCUACUACUUCUCCUACCAGCACGUGACCAAGGUGGAUGAGGUGGUGGCCCAGAGCCUGGUCUUCCCAGCUGUGACUCUCUGCAACCUCAACGGUUUUCGCUUCUCCAAGCUCACUACCAAUGACCUGUACCAUGCCGGGGAGCUGCUGGCCCUGCUGGACGUCAAUCUGCAGAUCCCAGACCCACACCUGGCUGACCCCACAGUGCUGGAGGCACUAAGGCAGAAGGCCAACUUCAACCUCUACAAACCCAAGCAGUUCAGCAUGCUGGAGUUUCUGCAUCGCGUGGGCCAUGACCUAAAGGAUAUGAUGCUCUACUGCAAGUUCAAAGGUCAGGAGUGUGGCCACCAAGACUUCACCACAGAUGGAGAAGGGGACAAGUCUCAGUGCUACAUCUUCAAGCUGUAA
Molecule: messenger RNA, 600 nt
Organism: Chrysochloris asiatica (Cape golden mole)
Lineage: Eukaryota; Metazoa; Chordata; Mammalia; Afrosoricida; Chrysochloridae
Product: acid-sensing ion channel 2-like
Exons: 2
Coding region: 1-600 (199 amino acids)
Biological process (GO): sodium ion transmembrane transport
Cellular component (GO): membrane
Molecular function (GO): ligand-gated sodium channel activity
Source: RefSeq, a predicted model, not a curated record